Racocetra persica is the source of this 751-nucleotide messenger RNA. Lineage: Eukaryota; Fungi; Glomeromycota; Glomeromycetes; Diversisporales; Gigasporaceae. The record is from the annotation of a GenBank genome assembly.
AUUUUGGGGUUGGGAUCCUUUGGAUUUUAUCUCGGAAUGUCAAAAUUUAAAAACAUUAAUUUUUAAAUCCUGUACUGGUUUAACUAAUGAAUUACUUGAAUCUUUAAUUCAUUCGGAAUUUCCUCAACUUUCAACAAUCGAGAUGGAAAAUACUUCUGCUCCUGUUCAUAUUCUUGAAUCUUUAAUCAAACUUGGAAAUUUCAAAAUUCUUAAUUUGAAUCUUGGUCAAUAUAAGACUACUUUAAAUAAUCCUUCAAAUAUUAUUCAAACGGUGGCAAAUCAUUGUCCAAAUCUCAUUACCUUCAAGUCUUUUAUCGAAUCUGAAGAAAUUCCUCAUUUGGUUUCAUUAUUUACUCUUUGUACAAAUCUUCAAUCGGUAACAAUUAAUGGUCCUCGAUCUCCUGAAAUUGAUGUAAAUCAUUUAUUUCUUGAACUUUCUUCUCAAGAACUUCCAAAUUUACGAGAUUUAGCUAUAUUGGGUUCUUGGUCUUUUCGUUCUUAUUCAUUGGAUCAAUUUUUAUCUGGAUCAAAACCUCCUUUGAAAUCUUUGAAAAUACAAAAUUCAAAGUGUUUUACUGAUUCCCAUCUUGAAGUUAUAUUAAGAAAUUUAUGUUCAAAUGUUUCUUCGAAUUCGGGUACUUUAAAAGAUUUAAGAUUACAUGUCACUUCUCAUUUAAAUGAAGAAUUGGUUGAUAAAGCCAAAGAAUACGUUAAAGAAGAUGGUUUUGUCCAAGUUGAUUAUUGGGAAUCU